GCCGUAGUCUCAAGCACGGUGGAUGGCGAAGCGGAAAAAAACAUUGAUUAAUUAAGUCAGCGAAAUGGCUAAUGAGAGGUUGCGAGCGCUUGAAGACGUAGAAAAGGAGAUCGCAGUUGUGCUGCAGUGUGCAGGCAACAUUGUUCUGGAGCUGUCGAAGGAGAAGCACAACGCUAGCUUUUUAGAUCGCCAACUCAACCAAUUCACCAGCUCUAUCAACAGAGUGGAGAGUGAACUCAGCUCUCAGAUCCGCUACCUCACACAGGUUGCAACAGGUCAGCCUCACGAAGGCUCAACAUACUCGGCACGAAAGGACUGUCAGAUGGCCCUGAACCGUGCUGACUACGCCCGUGUCAAACUGGGAGAACUGGCAAGGACCUGCGAGAUCAUGUUGGAUCCACAGACAUGAACUGUAGGUGUUAAAAUUGCGUUUAUUCUGCAGGAACAUCAAAAUCUUACGGAAAACUUAACUAAAUGAGCAGAGGAAAUGUGCUCACUUCUAUAGGACACGUUUACCCGAGUAUGGCUCUGUCUGUGACGUCAUGCUCACUGGAAAUGGCAAAUCAAGCCACUGGGAGAUCAGACCGCCUGUGUUUUUAUAUUUGUAUGAAUGUGUUUGUCCCUGCAUAUGAGAACAAGAUGUGACAAAGAAUCUGCCAGUUGUGUUUUGCAGUUUUAUCAAAUCCUCAUUUAUAUUCCACUAACAUUUAAC
This is a messenger RNA of Chanos chanos (milkfish), 712 nucleotides long. It is a transcript of the gene med11, whose product is annotated as mediator complex subunit 11. The record is from RefSeq and is a predicted model, not a curated record. The transcript is spliced from 4 exons. Lineage: Eukaryota; Metazoa; Chordata; Actinopteri; Gonorynchiformes; Chanidae. Gene Ontology annotation, cellular component: mediator complex. Bases 65 to 409 code for a protein of 114 amino acids. Gene Ontology annotation, biological process: regulation of transcription by RNA polymerase II. Gene Ontology annotation, molecular function: transcription coregulator activity.